CAACAUCAAAUAUUACUGAAAUAGGAAUUUUUUUUAAUACAAAUGCUCCAAUGUGCAUCAUUUCAUCUCGGUUAUCGAGAGGGAUUAAAAACGUUUCACUCCAUUUCAUGCUGGUGGCAGCGCUGGGGCUGGGAGGGAAUAACAUGACCAAAGCUGGGAUCGUUAAACACAGGCACCUACACUUCGACUUCUAAAUCCGUAUUCAGGCACCCGAGUUAAAAUGGCCUGUUAUCCAAAGCUCUGGAUACCCGAGUUAAAAUGGCCUGUUAUCCAAAGAGCUGGACCCCAGCGGUUCGUGCUCAGGACUUACACACACCAGGAUUCUUAUUCAGGGUACGGCUCGAGGAGGUGACCUUUGGGACGGUAUUUUUUUUUAAAAUCACAUCUCAAGCGCUGUCCGAAUAUGGCAGAGUCUAGAAUUUCCGUCUACACGGAGCGUGUGAAGGGGAAAUCAGUGUGAAACCAACUCAAGGCCCCAUCGAAAGAUCCCCAUUGGCGCUUCUCACCUGGCAGGGGGCACAAUAACAUCCGGAUUUCGCUCCAGAUCGUCCCGUCUUCGCGGAGGGCAGGGGAAGGAAAUGGCAACCACGGUGGGAGUGACCUUCGAGGAGGUGGCUGUGUAUUUCAGUGCGGAAGAGUGGGCGCUGCUGGGCCCCGCUCAGAGAGCCCUCUACAGGGAGGUCAUGCGGGAGAACUACGAGGCGGUGACCUCGCUGGGACUCCCCAUCUCUAAACCUGACCUGAUCUCCUGCAUGGAGCGAGGGGAAGAGCCGUGGGUCGCCCAUCUCCAGAGCCAGAGGAGGAGGGAGCUCCCCAGAGGCAGAAACUCAGGUGACGGGACGGCCAGCGAGAACGAGGCAAAGAAUCCCCAGCAGGGAGGCCCUGAGUCGGCAGGACCACCGGGAAUGUGUGCGGGAUGGUCCCAAGAGAGCGUUUGCCAGGUCGGAGUUGGCUGGUCAGAGGAGCAGUGUGGAAACCCACCCGGGGAGAGAGAGAAGAAAUUCUCUCCUGAAAACAGAUGUUUCAAGAAACUCAAAGAACUCCUGGACCGUACAGAGAUGCCCGACAGAGAGACGAGAAAGGCAGGCGCUGAAUGUGGGCUGGGCUCUCACAAGAUGCUCCAUCCAGGAAUCCCCCCAGGGGAGACGACACCCCACCGAUGUGGGGAAAACCCCCAUCUGAGCUCAGCGCCUCCUUUUUUCUGGGGCUACUCCAUUCCGAGUGCAGGACGUGACUCACAUUUGGGGUGUCUCCUUCCCCCAGCAGGUGACGGGACGGCCAGUGAGAAUGAAAUGCAGAAUCCCCACCAAGGAGGCCCUGAGUCGGCAGGACCACAGGGAAUGUUCGCGGGAUGGUCCCAGGGGAGCGUUUGCCAGGUGGGAGCUGGCUGGUCGGAGGAGCAGUGGGGUAACCCACCUGGGGAGAGAGAGAGCAAAUUCAAGAAACUCAAAGACUUUAACAGGGAGACGGGAAAGGCAGGCGCUGAACGUGGGCUGGGCUCGCACGAGAUGCUCCGUGCGGGGAUCCCCCCAGGGGAGUCACCCCCCAGAUGUGGGGAAAACCCCCGUCAGAGCUCAGCGCCUCCCGAUCAUCAGAGCGCAGCCCCCGCCAGCCUCCCUUGGGGGCAGAACCCCUGCCAGUGCCCUGUCUGCGGGAGAAGCUUUGCUCGGAGGUGGUCCCUCAAGAUACACCAGAGGCUCCACACGGGGGAGAAACCCUACCAGUGCCCCACCUGCGAGAAACGUUUCUCUUGGAUCUCGACCUUGGCCUCCCAUCAGAUGCGCCACUCGGGCGAGCGCCCCUACAAGUGCCCCACGUGCGGGAAAGGCUUUGCGGACAGCUCCAGCCUCCGGCGGCAUCGGAGACUCCACUCGGGCGAGCGCCCCUACAAGUGUCUCACGUGCGGGAAAGGCUUUGCGGACAGCUCCAACCUCCGGCGGCAUCAGAGACUCCACUCGGGCGAGCGCCCCUACCGGUGCCCUAGCUGUGGAAAAGCCCCCGGGGAGCCGGUAGCAUCUCCCCAUGCUUCAGAGGUGCCAGGUUCAAAUCCACCUGGUGGUGGUUACACCUGGCCCAAAGGUGGAACCCCAACGGUCCGCAGAUUGCCCACUAACCUAACCUGCAGAGAUUCCCACACAGUAGUUGGUUUGUUUUGUCCUCUUCCUCCCCCAACUGGGAGGAACGUCUCCUAUUUGGAUUCUCUCCCGAUUUCAGGGAUGGCAAGUGGCGAGGAGACAAAUCCAUUGCAAGGGAGCUGGGAGUCCACAGAAGCCGAGGGGAACAUGGGCCUGAGAAAAGCCAGUGCAAGUCAGGGUGGGUGGGAGAAAGACGAAGGAGGAAAACUUCCAGGGAAGAGAGAGGAAAAAUCUUUCCCCCAGGCUGAUGUAAAGCAACUCUGGCUGCAGCAGAGAAAGGGGGAAGGGAAUGGGUCCAUGGAAGGAUUCAUUCAGAGUGCCCACAAGGGAGAGAAAUGCCACCAGUGUCCAGAUUGUGGGAAAAGCUUCAACCGGAGCUCGACACUCAGCACGCACCUGAGGAUCCACACUGGGGAGCGUCCCUACCUAUGCCCUGACUGCGGGAGAGGCUUCACGCAGCUCGCUCACCUGACCCAGCACCGGGGCACCCACUCGGGAGCAGAACCCUACCGCUGCGCCGACUGCGGGAAAGGCUUUGGGGUCAGCUCCCGGCUGGUGGCCCAUCAGAGGAGCCACACGGGCGAGCGCCCCUACAAAUGCCCUGAAUGCGGGAAGAGCUUCCGGGUAAGCUCAGUCCUGGUAGUGCAUCAGCGGAUCCACUCUGGGGAGAGACCCUAUAAAUGCAGCGAGUGUGGGAAAAGCUUUAACGUCAGCUCCAACCUCAUUAAACAUCAGAGGAUCCACACGGGGCAGAAACCCUACAAAUGCACUGAGUGCGGGAGGAGUUUCAAUGAAAGCUCUGCCCUGAUUGCCCACCAGCGGCUGCACAAAGGGGAGCAGCCCUACAAGUGCCCCGAUUGUGGGAAAAGCUUCAACGUCAGCUCCAACCUCCUGGAGCAUCAGGGCACCCACCGGGGCCAGAAACCCUACAAAUGCCACGAGUGUGGCAAAGGGUUUUCCCGCAGUGCUCAUCUCUCUCAGCACAGCCGGACUCACACAGGUGAGCGCCCCUACCAAUGUGCCGAAUGUGGGAAAGGAUUUGCUGUGAGGUCCCAUAUGGUCCAGCACUGCCGAGUCCACACUGGGGAGAGACCCUAUACAUGUGCUGACUGCGGGAAGGGCUUCACAGCUCGCUCGUCCCUGACCACCCAUCACCGGACUCACACGGGAGAGCGACCCUAUAAAUGCCCCACGUGUGGGAAAAGUUUCAAUCAGAACUCACACCUGGCUCAGCAUUGGAGAACCCACUCGGGGGAGAGACCCUUUCACUGCCCUGAUUGCAGGAGAAACUUUGGAGACAGCUCUGCCCUCAUCAAGCAUCGGCGGAUCCAUCUGCACAAGAAACCUUGUUAAUGGCCACCCCAUUACUGGAAAAGCUUUGCUUGGAGCAUAGCACUUAAUUCUAGACCUGGGCAAGUAAGGGCUUUUUCAGUUAGGUGGCAAUUCAAAGAGGGGAGAAAAAAAAAAUCAUGGUGAGUUGCCCACAAAACAAAUGUUUGGGGGAGGUGGAAGUUGAAAAUAAAGAUCGUUUCAAGUUGAGAUUUGCUUGCGUGACAAAAUAUUUCGUUAGGAUUUUGAGUGGUUUAAACGUUUUUUAGUUAGGAAGUAAGAAUAAGACCCUCCGGAAAAGGGCGCUUUUUCCGGAGGAUCGGGGCCAGUGUAGACGCU
Molecule: messenger RNA, 3803 nt
Organism: Pelodiscus sinensis (Chinese soft-shelled turtle)
Lineage: Eukaryota; Metazoa; Chordata; Testudines; Trionychidae
Source: RefSeq, a predicted model, not a curated record